Messenger RNA from Cydia splendana, 517 nucleotides. RefSeq names its product NADH dehydrogenase [ubiquinone] iron-sulfur protein 5-like. The record is from RefSeq and is a predicted model, not a curated record. Bases 134 to 436 code for a protein of 100 amino acids. The transcript is spliced from 3 exons. Lineage: Eukaryota; Metazoa; Arthropoda; Insecta; Lepidoptera; Tortricidae.
UUUAUUUUUUAAGAAGCGUGAUAAACAGUUACUCAAACGGCGUUACAUAAAAAAUCUGUCAAAUCAGCCAGUGUCAAAAUUGUUUUCCUUUGAUUCGAUUUCUAUUCCGAAUUUAAAUAUUUAAAGGAGCAAAAUGUCUCUUUCUCCAUUCCUCCGUACUCCAAUGACGGACUUGACUGGUGGCAUGAUUUCCCACCAGUUGCAAGGCCGCUGCCAGAAGGAGGAGAUGAGGUACAUGGACUGUUUGGAGGCCUAUGGCCUGGAUCGCGGGGAGACCAAGUGCAAAGCUCUUUUCGAGGACUAUCAUGAAUGCCACACUCUGACCAAACAGUUCAAAAGGUUCUUUGUAAUGAGAACAGAGAGAGAAAAGCAGAUCUCAGAAGGAAAACUCACUGGUGACAAACAGUAUGUCACCCCCAAAGUAGACAGCUACUAAACACCCUGUAGUAAAUUUGUAAAAUAAAAAUAAUCAAAGAUCAUUGUAAUGGUUAUGUAAGUGUAAUAAAGUGCAAACAAA